This is a messenger RNA of Branchiostoma belcheri (Belcher's lancelet), 1158 nucleotides long. RefSeq names its product G-protein coupled receptor 54-like. The transcript has 3 exons. Gene Ontology annotation, biological process: G protein-coupled receptor signaling pathway. Gene Ontology annotation, molecular function: G protein-coupled receptor activity. Bases 1 to 1158 code for a protein of 385 amino acids. Gene Ontology annotation, cellular component: membrane. NCBI's taxonomy places the organism in Eukaryota, Metazoa, Chordata, Leptocardii, Amphioxiformes, Branchiostomatidae. The record is from RefSeq and is a predicted model, not a curated record.
AUGGACAACUUCACCGACGAGUUCAGCAACAACGCCAGCGGGGCAGUGGGGAACGUGAGCGGCGGUUCGCUCGGCGCCGUGGCGUAUGUCAUGCCGUCCGUCUGCGGAGUCAUCCUGCUGAUCGGCGGCGUCGGCAACUCGCUGGUGAUCUACAUCGUGGCCCGCUUCAGCGAGAUGAGAACCGUCACCAACUAUUACAUCGUCAACCUGGCCGUCACGGACCUGGCCUUCCUGGUGUGCUGUAUCCCCUUCACCACCAUAAACUACCUGACCUACGGCUGGAUCUUUGGCUCUACCAUGUGCACCAUCGUCCCGUAUAUGAUACAGGUAACAGUGCAGGCCACGUGCAUCACCCUUGCGGUACUGAGUAUUGACCGGUACUGUGCCAUCGUUCACCCGCUUCGCUCCAUCGACUUCCGCACACCGAAGGUUGCUGCCAUUGUCAGCGCCUGUACAUGGAUAGGUUCUUUCCUACUCGCCUUGCCUCUGGGUUUGAAUAUUCAGCUCGAAGAGGUCGAGAACUUCGGUCCACAGUUGAUCUGCCGGGAGCACUGGCCCACCAAGUCUGCUCACAGGAGCUACAUGCUGUACACCUUCCUCAUCACCUACGUCAUCCCGCUGGUCUUCUGCACCUUCAGCUGUUCCUUCAUCGUCCGGAAGCUGCUGACCAGAUUCAGCAUCAGUCACGCUCAGAAGACCGACGCGCAGGCCAGGCAGACCCGGCGGACGUCCUGCAUGGUGAUCGGGGUGGUGGUCCUCUUCGCCUUCUGCUGGCUACCGAACCACAUCAUUAACCUCUGGUUCGUGUUCAAUCCCGAGCCACCUAAGGUAAUAACAGACGUACUAGCGUGGACCAAGACAAUCGCACUCAUUCUCUGCUACUCAAACUCCAUGCUGAACCCUUUCGUGUACACACUGCUCGGUGAAAACUAUCGCCGCUGCCUGCGGCAGUCGUUCCCUUGGCUGUUCAAAAAACGUAUCCUGCGUAGAAGCGCUCUCGCCACAGGCCGAAGCUCUAGCUCCUCCCGGCCGGGUAAGACCACAGAAAUCACGCUAAGAUCCUCUGCCGCUAGACCUGUUAUCGUUACCUUUAACAACAAACGCCCGCCUUCUAGAGCGAUGACGUUUGGCUCAAUCGAGGAAGAACAUCGGACCUAG